This is a messenger RNA of Cariama cristata (Red-legged seriema), 810 nucleotides long. It is a transcript of the gene NDUFAF5, whose product is annotated as NADH dehydrogenase (ubiquinone) complex I, assembly factor 5. Gene Ontology annotation, cellular component: mitochondrion. The annotation marks the transcript as partial. Gene Ontology annotation, biological process: mitochondrial respiratory chain complex I assembly. Gene Ontology annotation, molecular function: S-adenosylmethionine-dependent methyltransferase activity. Lineage: Eukaryota; Metazoa; Chordata; Aves; Cariamiformes; Cariamidae. The transcript is spliced from 10 exons. The record is from RefSeq and is a predicted model, not a curated record.
GUCGGCGGCAGGAUAGCGGACAGGGUGUUGGACAUCACCAGAACAUUUCCUCUUGCUUUGGAUGUUGGCUCUGGAAGAGGUUACAUAGCUCAGCAUUUAACAAAGGAAACAGUUGAAAAACUUAUUCAAGUUGAUAUUGCAGAGAAUGCUUUAAAAAAUGCUGUAGAAUCUGAAAUCCCUACGGUCAACGUUGUAGCUGAUGAGGAAUUCCUUCCUUUCAGAGAGGAUACGUUUGAUCUUGUUGUUAGCAGCUUAAGUUUACAUUGGGUGAAUGACCUUCCUAGAGCUUUUAGAGAGAUUCACCAAGUUCUGAAGCCAGAUGGAGUAUUCAUUGGUGCAAUGUUUGGGGGAGAUACUCUGUAUGAGCUUCGCUGCUCUUUGCAGCUGGCAGAAUUGGAGAGAGAAGGGGGAUUUUCUCCUCAUGUAUCACCGUUCACUGCUGUCUCUGAUUUGGGACAUCUGCUGUCGAGAGCUGGCUUUAACACUCUCACCGUGGAUACUGAUGAAAUUCAGGUCAACUACCCAGGGUUGUUUGAGGUUAUGGAAGACUUGCAAGGUAUGGGGGAGAGUAAUUGCUCUUGGAAUAGAAAACCUCUGCUACACAGGGAUACAAUGUUGGCAGCUGCUGCAAUAUACCAGGAAAUGUACGGAAAUAGCGAUGGCUCAGUACCUGCCACAUUUCAGAUCUACUACAUGAUUGGUUGGAAAUUCCAUGAAUCACAGGCAAGACCAGCCCAGAGAGGUUCUGCCACAGUUUCAUUUGGAGAUCUGGCAAAAAUAGAUGGACUUCUUUCAAGAGGGAAAAAGUAG